ACUGUCACACUGUCACUUGACUUGGCAGUUGCCAAAAAAUACUAACUAGGACCGCUGACGUUCUAUCAAGUUGUCAAUGAGAGCCUAUUGCCUGCUCUGCUGUACUGAGUGUACUCAGUUCGGACUACUUUCCAGAAAAUGAGUGAACUGCUGACUUUCUUUCAACACCCUGGUCUCACCACCCAGCAACUUCAGGGUCUGACUGAAAAAAUCAACUCUGUUCUUGGAGACAGUGGUCUCACCUACUCACUAGACACAGAAAUUUGUUACUAUAUAGAGGCUGACUCUGAGGAGUUAUCAGAUGAAGAGCGCUCAGUAUUAAAAUGGGUGUUAUCUACCCCUUUCCAGGAGGAAAAUUUGUCAACCGAGUCCAAGUUACAUGGUGGCCCAGAUUCCCUGUUCUUUGAAAUUGGACCCAGGCUGAACUUCUCUACAGCUUUCUCCACCAACUGUAUAUCAAUUAUUCACUCUUUUGGUUACACCGGCUUCAAGAGGAUAGAAGCCUCCACUCGCUAUCUACUGCGCUUUAAAAAUGGCUCUCUACCUGCCACAGAGGAGGAAGAAGCUAUUAUAAGUUGCCUCCAUGAUAAGAUGACACAGUGCAGGUACAUGACCCCACUGACCACAUUCAAAAUUCAGGUGAAGCCUGACCCAGUGUUUGAAGUUGAUGUGUUGGGUCAAGGUAGAAAAGCUCUUGAGGAAGCAAACAAAACACUUGGCCUGGCAUUUGAUGACUGGGACUUGGACUACUACACCAAACUUUUUCAAGAGAAAGUCAAACGAAACCCAACAAGUGUUGAGUGCUUUGAUCUUGCACAGUCAAACAGUGAACACAGUCGCCACUGGUUUUUCAAAGGUCGCUUGGUUGUGGAUAAAGUAGAGUGGCCAGAAUCUCUUUUCUCUGCCAUUAUGGACACACAGUCCUGCAGCAACAACAACAAUGUCAUCAAGUUCAGUGACAACAGCAGUGCAAUCAAAGGUUUUCCAGUGAAAGCACUGGAAGCAGAAAAUGCAAGAGGCCCUGGGAAAGUCAGCGUAAAUGAGGAACAGUUGAGACACAUUAUCUUUACAGCAGAAACACACAACUUUCCUACUGGUGUGGCCCCAUUUCCUGGAGCCACAACUGGCACAGGUGGGAGAAUCCGUGACGUCCAGGCAACAGGUCGUGGUGCCCAUGUCAUAGCUGGGACAGCUGGGUACAGCUUUGGUAAUCUGAAUAUUAAAGGCUAUAACCUGCCCUGGGAAGAUGACGAGGACAAAUACCCACCCAACUUCGCUCUGCCUGCUGACAUCGCCGUGGAGGCAAGCAAUGGGGCAUCAGACUACGGCAACAAGUUUGGUGAGCCUGUCCUGGCUGGGUUUGCGAGGUCCUGCGGUCUGAUCACCCCUGAUGGGGAGAGAAGGGAAUACAUCAAGCCCAUCAUGUUCAGUGGCGGCAUUGGCAUGAUGGAUGCUGGUCACGUGAAGAAGGAUGGACCAGAGAAAGGGAUGGAGGUUGUGAAGGUCGGAGGCCCUGUCUACAGGAUUGGUCUGGGUGGGGGCGCCGCGUCCUCCGUGCAAGUCCAGGGGGACAACAAGGCGGAGCUGGACUUCAGUGCCGUCCAGCGAGGUGAUGCGGAGAUGGAGCAGAAGAUGAACAGAGUGAUCCGCGCCUGCGUGGAGAUGGGGGGUUCGAACCCCAUCAGAAGUAUUCAUGAUCAGGGAGCAGGAGGAAAUGGAAAUGUAUUAAAAGAGCUUGUCGAGCCAGCCGGCGCCGUCAUCAGGGCCAAGGACUUCCAGCUGGGUGACCCCACCAUCAGUGUGAUGGAACUGUGGGGGGCGGAGUACCAGGAGAGCAACGCCCUCCUUGUUCAGCCUGCUGAUCUUCCUUUGAUGAAGGCUAUUGGUGAGAGGGAGAGGUGCCCUGUGUCCAAUGUUGGGACAGUCACUGGCUCAGGCAAGAUUGAACUUGAAGAUUUUAAUAAAGAGGGUGGUGAUACAGGCAGGAAGCCAGUAGAUUUAGAACUAGAAUUUAUUCUUGGCUCCAUGCCUCGUAAGGUGUUUGAUAUGAAGAGAUGUAAAGUGAACCUACAGCCCUUAGUUCUGCCAGAAUCUCUGACAGUGCAGGAAGCCCUCAGCCGCGUGUUGCGUCUUCCAUCAGUUGCCAGCAAACGUUACCUAACAAAUAAAGUUGACAGGUCAGUGACAGGUCUGGUUGCCCAGCAACAGUGUGUCGGGCCCCUGCACACACCUCUGGCUGAUGUGGCUGUGGUUGCCUUGUCCCAUUUUGAUACUGUCGGUGCUGCGACAUCCAUAGGAGAACAGCCAAUCAAAGGCUUGCUGGACCCAGCGGCUGGUGCCAGGUUGUCUGUGGCGGAGGCUCUAACCAACCUGAUGUUCAGCUACAUCACAGACAUCAAGGAUGUCAAGUGUAGUGGCAACUGGAUGUGGCCAGCCAAGCUUGAAGGGGAGGGCGUGGCUCUGUUGGAUGCCUGUGUGGCCAUGUGUAGCUUCAUGAGGGAGGUGGGCGUGGCUGUAGAUGGGGGUAAAGAUUCCCUCAGCAUGGCGGCCAGGGUGGGGGAGAAGGUGGUCAAGGCACCAGGAACUCUGGUUAUAUCAACGUAUGUUGGUUGUCCUGACGUAACACUGACUGUCACUCCUGAUCUCAAAUGUCCAGAUGGUGAAGGUGUGUUGGUGUACCUCCCUAUUGGGGGAAUGUCCAACUGGAGGUUGGGUGGUAGUGCAUUGGCCCAGUGUUUCAAGCAGCUGGGGGAUCAAGUCCCAGAUGUGAAGGCAGCCGAUCUGGUCAAAACUUUCAAGGCAGUGCAGGUUUUAGUCAAAGAUAAAAAGUUGACAGCAGGUCAUGACGUCAGUGACGGUGGUCUGUUGACGUGUCUGCUGGAGAUGGCAUUUGCUGGCAACUGUGGUCUGGUGGUGGAUGUUCCUGUCACCCAAAGUCAAGGUGCUGUUCACAAUGUUUUGUUUGCUGAAGAAGUUGGGGCUGUGGUGGAGGUGUCUAAAGACAACUUGUCCCAUGUGUCCUCUACCCUUGAGCAGAGUGAUGUCCCUUUUGUAAUCUUGGGGAAAUCCCAGGGUCAUGAGACUGGCAAAAAUGCCCAGGUGAUUGUGUCUGUCAACGGCUCCAUCGUGCUAGAGUCCAGCAUGUGUGAGCUGCGAGACAUGUGGGAGGAGACGAGCUUCGUGCUGGAGAAGAGACAGUCCAACCCCGCCUGCGUCAGUCAGGAGCAGGCAGGGCUCCGACAUCGUCAGGAGCCCAAGUACCACAUCAGUUUUGACCUCGGCACUUUGCUGUCUGUUGACCGGCCUUUGGCUGGCCAGCCCAAGGUUGCCAUAGUGAGAGAAGAAGGCAGCAAUGGGGACAGGGAAAUGGCUGCAGCUUUUACUCUGGCUGGGUUUGAAGCCUGGGAUGUCAACAUGGAGGACUUGAUCAGGCAGAAAGUUUCUCUAGCGUCCUUCAGGGGCGUGGCUUUUGUGGGAGGGUUCAGCUAUGCUGAUGUGUGUGGGUCUGCUAAAGGUUGGGCUGCCACUGCCCGCUUCAACAAAACUGUCAGCUCAGAGUUGUCUGCGUUCUACUCCCGUCCAGACACGUUUAGCCUGGGUGUCUGCAAUGGCUGCCAGUUGAUGGCCCUCCUCGGCUGGGUGGCCCCUGAUGAAACAGCCAAGGAACAAUGUACCCAGGGAUUGCUACUGGACCAUAAUAAAUCUGGACGCUAUGAGUCACGGUUCACAUCUGUCAAGGUGGAGAAGUCUCCCGCCAUCAUGUUAGGAGGAAUGGAGGGGACUGUAUGGGGCAUGUGGGUCUCCCACGGAGAAGGCCGAAUGCUUUUCAAAACGCCAGAGAUUCAGUCGAAGAUAGAACAGAAUGGAUUGGCUCCUGUCCGAUUUGUGGAUGAUGAGGGGUCGCACACUGAAGUUUAUCCGCUAAAUCCAAACGGAUCUCCCAAUGGAAUAGCUGCUGUGUGCUCCGAGGAUGGGCGGCACUUGGCCAUCAUGCCCCACCCCGAGCGAUGUGUUUGGGCGUGGCAGUGCCCGUGGAUGCCCUACCCCCUGAGAGACACCGUAAAAUUUUCACCUUGGAUUAGAAUGUUUGAAAAUGCCUACAAAUGGUGUCAAGAGUGAUCUGCCCCUGAAUAUGCCACUGAAAUGUGUUCUUGUCAGAUCUCCAAAAAAGUUUUUUUUAAAUUUCUCAAUUUAUUACUGAAUUAUUUUUUUACACUGCAUUUAAACUAUUGAUGUAUUUUGACUUUAUAUUUUUUACUUUCAAACUUUUAAAAAGUAAAAAGCUUUAAAAGAUUAGUAUACAUUUAAUUGAUAUUAACAGUUUUGAUUAUUGAAGUUUAUUUUUACCAUUUCAUACAAAUGUACUUUUAUCUUUCACAAUGCUCACAACACUUCAUUAAAAUAAUUAAUCAAUCUUUUAGAGCAAAAUUCAUUUACCAAAUUUUUAUUCUCAUCCAUGUUUCAAUAACAAUUUAUCUUUAGAGUGAUGUAAAAAGGUUGAUCUAAUGUUUUCUAUAAAAGUUGUUCAGAACAUUCACACAUGACUUUGUCAUAUCCAUUGGAUCGAUUACGGGUUGAUGUUUCUUGUUGGUGUUUUGCGAUGUUGUUCAUGUAUACGUUAUUGAGAGAGCCUCUAUACUUAUUUAGUGUAACGGGCGAUCUUUAGGCUAUGCUGGCUUUAGAAUUUGUGUUUUGUUCAUAAAUGAACUCAAUGUUAAAUACCUACCUAUUGUGGUAGACUUAAUCUCUAAGUAAUUUUGCUAAAUUUUUAUAAUAGUUCCCAUCAUUUUGUUUCUUGUGGAAUAUGUUUAUCGUAUGAAGAGAAUUUACAAAACUUGUAUUAGCGAGUGAAAGUUUAAGAACCAUUUGAUUUGUUGCUGUAUGAUUGUUGAAACUGGCAGUAUUAAAAAAUAAAUAUACGGCUGCUGAUAUUGUCAGUGUUGGACUGGGGCUUUUUCAUUAAACAAAAUAAAGCUAUUUUUGUCUUUUAU
Molecule: messenger RNA, 4991 nt
Organism: Physella acuta
Lineage: Eukaryota; Metazoa; Mollusca; Gastropoda; Physidae
Product: phosphoribosylformylglycinamidine synthase
Biological process (GO): 'de novo' IMP biosynthetic process
Cellular component (GO): cytoplasm
Molecular function (GO): phosphoribosylformylglycinamidine synthase activity
Source: RefSeq, a predicted model, not a curated record